AUGCCCCUCUACGCAUCAGUAUACGUAUCACCACCAAUUCCCCUUCUCGGUCCCAAUGGCAAGCCAGGCGGUCUGUGGUCACCCAUAUCAUCUACUCUCCUCCACACAACCACCGAUGCAGUCCUGAUUGACACGCCCAUCACCAUCGCACAGAACAACGACCUCAUAGCCUGGAUCCGAGCCACGCUCCAUCUAGGCUGCAAGCUGACCUACGUCUACAUCACCCACGGCCACGGAGACCACUGGUUCGGCAUCAAUGCCCUCCUGCAAGCCUUUCCCGGCGUCCAAGUCUUAGCGACGAAAGGCACGAUCGCGCACAUGAGAGAUCAAGUCAGCGCCUCAACCUUUCAGACCGCGUGGGGGAGUCGUUUCCCAAGCCAGAUCGAUACGAACUUCUCCGUCAUCGAUAAAGUGCAGCCCCUUUCCUCAGAUGGAGAGUUCCACAUCCCGAACGAAACUGGAGGAAAGCACACGAUGUGCGCAGUAGAAACAGGCCACACCGACACGCACGACACCACCGUCCUCUUCUGCCCCGACCUCGCCCUCGUCGCAGCCGGAGACGCCGUCUACGGCGACGUCCACCAAAUGCUCGCUGAAGCCAACACUCCCGCACUUCGAGGGGAAUGGAUCAGUGCGAUUGAGAAGAUCCAAGCGCUGGAGCCGACGCCUAGGAUUGUUGUGCCGGGACAUAUGAAGGCCGAUGAGGUGCCGGGGGCGUGGCAUUUGGAGAGGAGUAAGCGGUAUAUUCAAGACUUUGAUGACUUGGUGAGGGGAGGGGAAUUUGGCGGGAGCGUGAAGGGGCUGGUGGGGAAGAUGAAGGAGAGGUGGCCGACUAGGUUCAAUGAUGCUGUUGUUGUGUUGAGUUCGAUGGUGGCUGUGCGGCAGUUAAAGGAGGCAGGAGGUGGGAAGGGUGGGAAGCUGUGA
This is a messenger RNA of Cyphellophora attinorum, 924 nucleotides long. RefSeq lists its product as uncharacterized. The record is from RefSeq and is a predicted model, not a curated record. The transcript has a single exon. The coding region runs from base 1 to 924 and encodes 307 amino acids. Lineage: Eukaryota; Fungi; Ascomycota; Eurotiomycetes; Chaetothyriales; Cyphellophoraceae.